AUGGAGGAGGAGCGAGGACGCCGAGGAGUGAUUUGUGUCAGCACAACAAUGUUCACUCGGAAAAGGCAAGCAGAGCACAAGCGCAAAGUAAACUGUUCGUUUCGUCUUGAGGCCAAGGCGAUUUCCAGUGAAGCCGCUGCGAGCGACCUUCUCUCUAGACAAGGAAGCACAUGUGUUGAAUGGGAAGUGCAGUACUGCUUUUCCCCUCACUGGCUCACAGUUCAUGGGAAAUUCCAGUUUUCUUUCAGCAUUGUAAUCAUAAAAGCAAUGAAAAAGCUUCAUGGCCAUCUCAUUGUUUCUGGGCUGCACAACUGCCAAUAUGCAAUGUCCAAGAUUCUCAGAUUUUAUGCUGUUCUGCAACCAGAUUUGGUUUCUGCUCAUAAAGUAUAUGGGCAGAUUGAAGCACCAACAACUUAUCUUUGUAAUAUCAUACUCAGAGGACUUACUCAAAGUAAUGCGCCAGAAGAUGCAAUUGCUUUCUACAAGAAGGCUCGAGGAGAAGGUAUGGUGCCAGACAACCUGACAUUUCCAUUUGUAGUGAAGGCUUGUGGAAGAUUUAAUGCUCUUAAGGAAGGGAAACAGUUGCACAACCAUGUACUGAAAUAUGGGCUUCUUUCCGAUAUCUUCGUUUCCAAUUCGCUGAUUCAUCUGUAUGCUGCUUGUGGUGAUUUGUGCUGUGCGAGAUCUGUCUUUGAUGAGAUGCUAGUUGUGGAUGUAGUAUCCUGGAAUUCUUUGAUAUGUGGAUAUAGCCAGUACAAUCAACCGAAAGAGGUUUUAACGUUAUUCAAGUUGAUGCAUGAUGGAGGAGUAAAAGCUGAUAAGAUUACUAUGGUCAAGGUUGUUUCUGCAUGCACUCGUCUAGCAGAUUGGAGCAUGGCAGAUUGCUUGGUUAGGUACAUAGAGGAUUACUGCAUAGAGGUGGAUGUUUACUUGGGUAAUACUUUGAUUGAUUACUAUGGCAGGCGUGGGCAGCUGCAAUCAGCAGAAAAGGUUUUCUUUAACAUGAAGGACAGGAACGCCGUGACACUGAACACAAUGAUCACCGCGUAUUCAAAAGGAGGAAAUCUGGUUUCGGCAAGAAAGUUAUUCGAGGAAAUUCCCAACAAAGAUCUGAUCGCAUGGAGCUCGAUGAUAUCUGGAUAUUCACAAGCUAGCCAGUUCUCCGAUGCUCUGGAACUCUUCAGGCAGAUGCAGAGAGCCCAGGUGAAACCAGAUGCAAUUGUGAUCACAAGUGUACUUUCCGCCUGCGGGCACUUGGGCACGCUUGAUCUUGGUAGGUGGAUUCAUGAAUAUGUGAGGAGAAACAAGAUCGAAGCUGACACCAUUAUGCACAAUUCCCUGAUUGACAUGUAUGCAAAAUGUGGAAGUACCAAGGAAGCAUUGCAAAUCUUCAAAGAAAUGAAAGAGAAGGACACCUUGUCAUGGAACUCGAUCAUACUAGGCCUGGCGAAUAAUGGCGGCGAAGAGGAUGCUCUGAAUGUGUUUCGGGCUAUGCUCGCUAAAGGAUUCAGGCCGAACGGAGUCACAUUCCUCGGAGUGCUUAUCGCAUGCGCCAACGCCGAGCUUGUCGAGGAAGGGCUUGACUACUUCGAUAGCAUGAAGUCGGUUCACAACAUGGAACCACAGAUGAGGCACUACGGUUGCGUCGUCGAUCUCCUCGGCCGUGCUGGUCAGUUGGAGAAGGCACUGAGAUUCAUCGCUGAGAUGCAUGUGGUUCCUGACCCUGUCGUUUACAGGAUACUGCUGGGAGCAUGCAAGACACAUGGUGAUUUAGCCACUGCUGAGGUGGUCACCAAGAAGCUCAAUGAGUUGGAUGCUGGUAACAGCGGGAACUACAUGUUGCUGAGCAACACAUAUGCCAGCGCUGAUAGAUGGAGUGAUGCCAUGGAGGUCAGGCAGUGGAUGGAAGAUACUCGUGUGAGGAAAUCACCCGCUUGUAGUGUCAUCGACUGCUGACCCAGUUAGCAUGAGUUGUACUUAGGUAGUUUCUCGGACCGGUAACAAUACUGCUACAUUGUUAUUUUGGCAUAUGAAUGCAAUUAAUUGUUUCGAUGUGAAUA
This is a messenger RNA of Lolium rigidum, 2060 nucleotides long. Its product is annotated as pentatricopeptide repeat-containing protein At1g31430-like. The transcript has 2 exons. Bases 1 to 1956 code for a protein of 651 amino acids. Gene Ontology annotation, molecular function: RNA binding; protein binding. Lineage: Eukaryota; Viridiplantae; Streptophyta; Magnoliopsida; Poales; Poaceae. Gene Ontology annotation, biological process: RNA modification. The record is from RefSeq and is a predicted model, not a curated record.